AUGAAAUUGAUUAUUAUCUCAUUUUGCGUUUUUUCGACAAUUUCUUGUUUGGAACUUAUUGGAAGAACUCAAUCGGCUGCGGUGAGAUUUUGAAAAUUAAUUCAAGAAAAUCUGAAAUUAAUUUCAGGUUAGAGGAAAAUUGACAUGCGAAGGAAAACCGGCUUCAGGAGUUAAAGUUAAACUCAUGGAAUCGGACAGUAGGUUUUGGGUUUUUAGCCGCGCGGGGUUUUGAUUUGAGAGAGACCCAGAGAUACAAAAAAUUCUCAGAGAGAAAUACAAAACAUUUCGUUUCGAGACCCAGCGCGGUUUUCAAUUUUUCCGAAUUCAAAGGUUUUUUCUCGUUCUCUCUGCGUCCAUCUCUCUCAAUUAAUUAAGGCCGUUCCACGAUUCUGAAAAAUAAAAAAAAAAUGUUUUUGAAUUUCAGACAGCUUCCUCCCUGGAUUCUUGGACAAAGAUGACAAAAUGGCAUCUGGAAAAGCUGAUUCUGAUGGAGGUUUCAAUUUGAGUGGAUCGACCAAAGAACUUACUGGAAUUGAACCAUAUUUGGCUGUUUUCCACGAUUGCAAAGAUGGAAUUACUGUAGGUUUUCUCUUUUUUUUAUAUUUGAAAAUUAAAAAAUUUGAUUUUUUUUUUGGUUUUCUGGAGUCAUUUUUCAAAUUAUCCAUUAUUUCCAGCCAUGUCAACGCGUUCUUCGCAUCAACAUUCCAAAAUCAUACACAAACUCCGGAAGCGCUGCCAAGAAAACCUAUGAUGCUGGAAUCAUUGAAUUGGCUGGAAAAUAUCCAGGAGAAACUAGAAGCUGUUUGAAUUAA
This is a messenger RNA of Caenorhabditis angaria, 812 nucleotides long. The record is from the annotation of a GenBank genome assembly. NCBI's taxonomy places the organism in Eukaryota, Metazoa, Nematoda, Chromadorea, Rhabditida, Rhabditidae.